Cuscuta campestris is the source of this 3034-nucleotide messenger RNA. Lineage: Eukaryota; Viridiplantae; Streptophyta; Magnoliopsida; Solanales; Convolvulaceae. The record is from the annotation of a GenBank genome assembly.
AGCCAAUUCUUCUAUAGUUCUAUACUUCUAUGACUUCUGUCCCUCUCCCAAAUCCAUUUCUUCAAUCCGUCUGCGGUUUUCCAUAGCCAAUUGGCCCAUAACGGCUAACCCUAUCUGUCCGCCAUCGCCAAUUCGCCAUCUUGAUUUGCGCAUCGCUCCUUCGCGUGAGCCAGAUGUGGUCGAAUAAAAGAAAUUGGACGUGUACGAGUAGGAGUUGCGGAGGAGGGCCUUUGGAGAAGCUUCCUCUUGAGCUUAUUGGAGAGAUAUUGUCUCGUCUUCCCACUAGUGAACUGGAAAUGUUGAUCACAAAGACCAUACUUCAGUCACCCGGUUUGCGAACAUUAAGGAUUAAAAUGGAUAUGGUGCACGAGUUUUUGGCUCUUUCAGUUUUGGGUUGGUUGAUGUUUGCCAGGGAAAAUUUGUCCGAAUUGUUCUAUAUGGUUAGAACUUCUCCCAGCAUCAAUGUUCUUAAUGUAUGUGGGAGGCGGAAAUUGGAAACCUUGAGUUUAUGCCAUUACACGAUAAGAGGGGUUGAACUGAAUUUCCAAAGGCUCCCCUCUUUGACAUCACUUUCUCUACGUUGUGUCCGUUCUUCGGUAGAGGAUCUAAACAGACUUCUUUUGUCUCUUCCCAAACUCGAGUCUUUAGUACUAUGUUCACCCAUCCUAGGAGAUUCAGAUGAGGUUGAUUUGCCAGAAAUUACAGUCAAAUUGUGUGGUCUCACAUUAAAGACCCUAAUAAUUGAGCUUUUUGAUGGACGUGAGUUCCUUUUGGAGAAGUGUGAUAUUGGGUUUCUGCGUGUGUACGAAUGUAAUUUUGGUUCAUUUAAGGUCACUGGCAGUAAAAGUUUGAGACACUUCAAAUUUUCCUCUACUCACAGUCAGCUUCUUGAAAUUGAAGAGGGAGACAAUCUAGAGAUUUUAGAAAUCAUUGACAGUUGCAUAUCUCAGUCAAAUCUGUUCCCAAUGAAGAUACAAGCACCAAAGUUGAAAACAUUUCGAAUUUGGGAGUUCGACAAUAAACCGUCCAUGUCUUUUGGAAUAGCUGUUGGCGGGUCAAGGCUAGUUGUGGAUUUAAAACAAGUUGCUGUUUGUUCGCCUCAACUUAGCCAUCUUUCCCUAUUUUGUCCUUACGCACUUUGUGACAUUGAGUACAAUUUUGAUGGUUCGUCUUCUUUGGGGAAUGUGGGAGUCUUGGAGAUGGCAUGUUAUGUUCUUGACGGCUUCUGGGAGUGGGCAGAGAAGGUGUUGACACAUUGUCCAAAUGUUAGGAGGUUGAUUAUCCGUAUGAUUAUCGAAAAAUACAAAAAAUUAUUGCCUCCUCCACACUUUGCCACUGCCACCAGAGCAAGGAAUGAAAGGUUGAGGAAGUAUCACUGUGUGGAUUUAGCUAAGCGAACCUCAUUGGUCGCUGAAAUGAUGAGAAAGUAUCAACAUCUACAAGUGGAGUUUUCCUAUGUGUAUCGGUGUGAUUUUCAGGCAUGAAGACUCUUGUGGGUUAUAACCCACACUCUUGUGGGUUAUAACCCUACAAAGCUUAGACGUAUCGUUGAAAACAACAAUCUCAGUUUCCUUCAUCUUGUUCAGCCCCCACCCUAAGCUCACAUUGUCUUCAUUGUCAUCCCCUCCUCUCUUAUUUUCUUCGCCAUAUCGCGCUCCCCUCUUUUCAGAGUGUUGGCAACGAUGCACUAGGGGCGACCCCCAGGCGACAAUGUUUACAGAUCUAGCAAGACCUAGCGGUAAAGCUUACAGAUCUGGAUCUAGUCCUUCUUCCUGCUCGGAUAAAGCUAUCACAAUUAGGUAGCAGCGGUGUCGGCAAAUCUAUCACGAUGAAGAGGGACAACGUUGAUGGAGAGGAAUGUUAGUACGAAAAGUCAAGUAGAGUUUGUGGAGCAGCUUCCUGUGGACAAGGUAGUCAAACUCGCGAGUUGACUCGUACGAUUCAACGAUUUUGAGGAUCGGCCGAGGCUUACCGAUCUGGGACGGCUGCAGAAUCGUGAAAUCCAUGGACUCGUUCGGAUCGACGAUUCGGCUCGUGGAAACGCAGGAUCGGCUACAAUCGCCGAGUCUGAGAAGUCCAAAUAGUGUCUCUUCGAAAUCUCCUUCCAAUCGAUUCUGGAACUGCAAUUGGAUAGUCGCGCCUGUUGCGACUCCCAAUUUCUAUCGGAAACAGGUAUCUCCCUUUAUUUAUUCCCAAUUUCAAUAGGAAAGCAGCGUAAAUAGAUUCCCAAUUUGAAUAGGAAAGCAGACGUAUCUUCUUCUAUUUAUUUGGGAAUCGAGACUUCUCUGUGUAUCAGUCUUCCUUCUUCUUUUUUUUUCUCCAGCGACAUUUUUUUUCUCCUGGGAAUCCUCUGUGUCUGUCGCAGGCUUCUUCUUUCCCUCUACUCUCUUACAAUGUCAAUCCCUGCUUCAGCCACUCCAUUUAGUAGACCAAUUGCAAAAAAUGCUCCUGGGCAGAAAACAGAUGUUGCUUGGGAACAUUGCAAAGCAAUUGAUUCUAGCAAUAGAAAGCUACAAUGUAAUUAUUGUAGCAAAGUCAUAACCGGGGGGGUGUUCCGUAUGAAGCAUCACUUAGCAGGGACACAAAAGGAUGUGGGUGCUUGCAAAAGUGUUUCUGAUAAGUUGAGGCAAGAAAUGUGGGACAUUGUAGUUACCUCUAAAGAGAAAAGGCGAAAAGAGGAUGAAGACGAUGAUGAUGAUUGUGAAAAUGUUGGUUUCAAAAGAAAAAUCAAUGACGAGGUUGGUGAUGGAUCGAAUACUUUUUCCAAAAAAAGGGCGACCAAUCAAAGCACCAUUAAUAGCAUGUACAAGAAGAGUUUGAGAGAAGAUGCAUGUCUAGCAAUUUCGAGAUAUUACUUCAACAAUGCCAUAGCAUUCAACACGGCAAGAAGUGAAGAGUUUCGUAUCAUGUGUGAUUUGAUUGCAAAACAUGGACCCGGAUUCAAGCCACCGUCAUAUCAUGAGAUCAGAGUAAAGUAUUUAAAACAAGAAGUGGAGUCGACAGAACGCAUUGUCAAUGAACAUAGGAGCGAAUG